Messenger RNA from Lathyrus sativus (Indian pea), 570 nucleotides. Lineage: Eukaryota; Viridiplantae; Streptophyta; Magnoliopsida; Fabales; Fabaceae. The record is from the annotation of a GenBank genome assembly.
AUGGUGUCAUUGGAAGAAGAAAUGGUGUUGAGUGAUGACCUUGCAUCCAUUGGUGAUGGCAUUAGUGCAUCAAGUGUUGAUUCUGGUGGAGUGCACAAUCAAGUAUAUAAUAUACAAAUGCUUGAGGCAGCAUAUUUCAAAGUUCCACUACCUCAAGACUCAGAACGUCCAAGAAAAUAUACUCCUAGGCAUGAAGCAAUUACACCUCCUAGCUAUCCACAAGUGCAAGGGCCCAUGGUUAACAACCCUGCCUUUUGGCAGAGAUUAGGUCUUGAAGAAUAUGGCACUGACAUACUGUUCUUCGCAUUUUAUUAUCAACAGAACACAUACCAACAAUAUUUGGCGGCAAAGGAGUUAAAGAAGCAGUCUUGGAGAUACCACCGAAAGUACAGUACAUGGUUUCAGCGGUAUGAAGAGCCUAAAGUUGCUACAGAUGAAUUUGAGCAAGGAACUUAUGUCUACUUUGAUUUUCAUAUUGAAAAUGAUGACCUGCAACAAGGAUGGUGUCAAAGAAUCAAGAAUGAAUUCACUUUUGAGUAUAAUUAUCUUGAAGAUGAGCUUCUUGUAUAG